Molecule: messenger RNA, 738 nt
Organism: Colletotrichum karsti
Lineage: Eukaryota; Fungi; Ascomycota; Sordariomycetes; Glomerellales; Glomerellaceae
Product: acetyltransferase
Exons: 1
Coding region: 1-738 (245 amino acids)
Molecular function (GO): acyltransferase activity, transferring groups other than amino-acyl groups
Source: RefSeq, a predicted model, not a curated record
AUGGCCUCCGCACACCCCACGCCGGGCCGUCCGGACGUCAUCCUCCGGCCAGCGACGGCUCACGAUGUCGGCACCCUCGCAGCUAUCGCCGAUGCGGCAUUUCGGACGGAUUCACACACUCAGCUCAAAGCAGUCUUCCACGGCGACUCGUCUUUCAAAGAUGGCAUGGGCGAGGGGCUGAAAUCGUGGCUUGAUUCGCCAAAGGUCGAUCUCAUCGUCGCCGAGAUCUCUGGGAAGCCUGUGGGUUGGGUCGGGUGGGCUAGGCGGGGCUUCGCCGGCGACACGGACCUGCCCCUCACCGGUCCCAUUGAAGAGCCACGGGCUGCUACCGCCGUCGACCCGGCGAACCCCAAGAAGAUCAAAGACCUCAAGGAUCUCACGAAUGAUUCGAUGCAGUACUGGGUUUGUCGUCUCAUGCCGGAAGGCUGCCGGUGUCGGAUCGUGGUGAGCUGCGUCGUGCAUCCCGACUUUCAGGGUAAAGGAGUUGGGUCACGGCUCAUACGAUGGGGUACGGACAAGGCGGAUCAAGAGGGAAGCUUUUGCUGGGUUCAGUCUUCAAUGAGUGCCGUAGCUGCAUAUGAGAAGUAUGGCUUUCGGGAAAUUGGCAGUUUGGAGGCUGACUUGAAUAUCUAUGCCGAGGGCAUCAUGCCUGGUGAACGCUACGAAGGCAUUACUGGAGAUCGGGAGUCAUGGGGCACAUAUCAAUGGGUCUACAUGAAGAGAGAUGCAGGUGUAUGA